Spea bombifrons (plains spadefoot toad) is the source of this 999-nucleotide messenger RNA. RefSeq lists its product as uncharacterized. The transcript is spliced from 5 exons. NCBI's taxonomy places the organism in Eukaryota, Metazoa, Chordata, Amphibia, Anura, Pelobatidae. The record is from RefSeq and is a predicted model, not a curated record. The coding region runs from base 106 to 843 and encodes 245 amino acids.
CAGAAAGAAAAGCCUUUGCGCCGAUAAUUUAAAGCCGGAGUCCGUGCAUCGCCGCCUGUUUGCCGCUAACGCGUCCUACUUACCGGGUCGCCCGCUCUCGGUGCUAUGUGUCCGGGUCUCUCCGCAGCGCUGUGCUUGGUGCUGAUCCCGAUGGUGCCGAUUGUGAUCGCAGACAUUACCGGGAUACUGAAUGAAGCCGUCCGCUUGGAGGGAAUUUCGUGCUCCAAUAUGGUCGACGUGUGGUUUCUUGGAAAAGACAAUAAAACCAAAACCCAUGUCGUGUAUUCUGAUAUUUCUGGUAAAUCCCACGUGCAUUCACCCUACACGACGCUCAUCGAGCUGCUGGGAAAUGGAUCUUUUACGCUGGGUCCCUUAAGCAGGGAGCACGAAGGCUGCUACAUGUUUGAGUGUAACGGAUCGCCCAUGGUUUACGAGAACCUCCGAGUGGUCGAUCCGGUGGGGAAUGUGUCGGUCGUUCAGGUCUCUGACGGACUUUACUGUAACUUCACCGGCUAUAGUGUUUCUGUCUCGUGGUUUACUAACAAGCAGCCGGUUACUGAUGGAAGUCGGAUGCGGGAUGGGAAUCGCACCUUAGCUGUUCCGCUGAACGAGACGUCUGCGGAGUACGAGUGCCAAGUGACUGACGCCAUGAACAGGACCCACCGAUCGCCCGAAGUCCGUACACAAGAUCCUGAGCGACACCACUGGGCGCUGCUUGGUGCGGCUGUAGUAACGUUGCUUAUUCUUGUUUUUUGCGUGUGUAAAAUCCGAAAACCUGUUGAAGAUAACGCUGGAACGUCUCCUGCUCUACCUGCACCUGAGCGUGGAUACCCGCUCAACUGAACAUGUGACCACAACGAAGCUCAAAUGCUUGAUGGGCCCACAGCACCCGGUAUCUGUACCUGCAACGCCUUUUAUUCCGUCCCUGGACCCGACCUGUGAUGGCUGCCACCGUUUCUUGGAACCUUUCUCAGUUUAUCCCGUUAGCUGCUCCUGCUC